AUGAGCACUUCAAUUAAAAUAUGCUCAGAUUCUACAAGUAAGAGCAUUGAUCCUACUCUCUACAAAAGCAGGAUAGGAAGUCUUCUAUAUAUUACUACUAGCAGACCAAAUAUUACUUUUAGUGUAGGUGUAUGUGCACGGUUUCAGGCAAAACCCAAACAAUCACAUCUCACUGCAGUCAAAAGAAUUCUGAAAUACUUGAGUGCUACGGUUGACUAUGGCAUCUGGUACUCCAGAGAUUCAAAUCUAAGUAUGGCUGGCUAUUUUGAUGCUAACUGGGCUAGUAAUGUUGACGAUAGAAAAAGCACCACUAGUGGCUAUUUUUAUGUCGGUAGCAAACUGGUAGCAUGGAUGAGCAAGAAGCAAAAUUCCAUCUCUCUCUCCACUGUUGAAGCUGAGUACAUUGCAGCUGGUAGUUGUUGCACACAGCUUCUUUGGAUGAAAAAGAUGUUUGAGGACUAUGGAUUCUCACAAGAUGCUAUGACUAUUCAUUGGGAUAAUACUAGUGCCAAUAGUAUCUCGAAUAACCCUGUGCAACAUUCUCGAACCAAGCAUAUAGAUAUAAGACAUCAUUUUAUACGAGACUUGGUUGAGACAAAAGUCGUGUCACUUGAAUAUAUUAAUACCGAACACCAAUUGGCUGAUUUAUUCACUAAACCUUUGGAUGGGUUAAGGUUUGAAUUUCUAAGGAAGGCCAUUGGUUUGUGUGUCAUGCCCUGA
Messenger RNA from Carya illinoinensis, 720 nucleotides. Its product is annotated as secreted RxLR effector protein 161-like. The transcript has a single exon. The record is from RefSeq and is a predicted model, not a curated record. NCBI's taxonomy places the organism in Eukaryota, Viridiplantae, Streptophyta, Magnoliopsida, Fagales, Juglandaceae. The coding region runs from base 1 to 720 and encodes 239 amino acids.